Molecule: messenger RNA, 2208 nt
Organism: Papaver somniferum (opium poppy)
Lineage: Eukaryota; Viridiplantae; Streptophyta; Magnoliopsida; Ranunculales; Papaveraceae
Exons: 1
Coding region: 1-2208 (735 amino acids)
Source: RefSeq, a predicted model, not a curated record
AUGGGCGGUCAUGACUAUACAGAUAAUUUGAAGGGCGUUCAUGACAGCGUUACCAAUAUGUCUGCUAAAAUUGAAUCCCUCCUUCAGAAAAUUACUGACGAUCUUGCAGCAAAAGAAACAGCCAGAGAGGAGAAAAAACUUGCUCGUCAGGAAGAGACCGAUGCUUUAACAAAGAGUUUGACAGAGGGUCUAGCUAAGACUUUUGAAUCAGCUCUCACAAAUUCAAUACGCUCUGUCCUUGAAGAGUUUCUACCUAAACAGAACACUGAAGGUGAAGGUUCUGGUGCUCCACCCAAAGCACCUCAUGUUCGUACUGGUCUACUUGACACUCCUCGUCCUCCACCAGUGCAGUUGAAGUUUCCUGUGUUUGAUGGUGACGACCCAGAUGGUUGGAUUUUCCAGGCAGAUCAGUAUUUUCUUUGGCAUUCUAUUGCUAAUAAUUUGAAAGUAAAUUUAGCUGCUGCUCAUCUCAAAGGUGAGGCUAAUGCUCGGUUCAGGUGGAAACGAACUCAACAGCAGAUUCUUACAUGGGUUACGUUUUGUACUCUUCUUCGUGAAAGAUUUCAGAAAACAUUUGUGGAUCCGAAAAUCGCAAUUUGUACAAUUAAACAAAAGGGUUCAGUUAAAGAUUUUCUUCCUGAAUUUGAACAUCUUCUCAACUUUGUGGAUUUUGAGGAAAGACAUUUAAUUAACCUUUUUAUUCUUGCUCUAAAACCAGAGGUUGGAAAUAUGGUUAAGUUGUUUGAACCUACAACUUUGUCUUCUGCUUUUAAGAAAGCACUCAAUCAGGAUGAAGUCUUGUUGUCUACCAGACAUGCAUGGCGGUCAAGACAGCAUACUGUUUCUACUCCUCCUCAAUUUCGAAAACCUUCUCCACCUAUGGGUAAGAAACUGCUUACAGUGGAAGAACAAAGAGAACGUCAAGCCAAAGGCUUAUGUUUCAACUGUGAUGAACAGUACACGCGAGGGAAUGUCUGUGUUCAGCCGCGAUUAUUGGUUUUAGAGGUGGAUUCCUCCGGAGUUGAUGACAGGGAGGUCUUAUCAACUGAAGAUAACACUGAGGAUGAUUUUACAACUGCAGACACUUCUCAGGAUCAGGUUCAACCUACCAUCUCUUUACAUUCUUUGCUUGGUUCUUCGUUUCCUAAGACAAUGCGCUUGGACGGCUACACCAAAUCUCAACCUCUUCGUGUCCUAAUCGACUCUGGAUCUACGCAUAAUUUUUUGCUUCCAAGAUGGGCUAAGCAUUGUGGUUAUUCCAUCCAUUCAGAUGUUACAGCUUUGCAGGUCACAGUUGGUAAUGGUACUCAAAUACCAACUAAAGGAUGUUGUCUGAAUGUGCCAAUUACACUUCAAAAUCACUCUUUCACCACAGAUUUUCAUCUUUUAGAGAUUGGGGGUUAUGAUGCUGUGUUAGGAGUUCAGUGGCUACGAACAUUGGGCCCAAUCAUGUGGGAUUUCUCCAACCUCACAAUGCAGUUCACAGUAAAAAAUACAGCCGUCUAUUUACAAGGGAGUAAUUGCUCAUCAUUCAUGUUGAUGGAUUCUGUUCCCAUGCAACAAUUACUCUGUCGUGAAAGUUAUGAUGUUCUGUUCCAACUGACCGCAGUAAAUGCUUCAAUUAAUGAUUCCGGUUCAACUACUAGUACCAAUUCACCAGCUUUACAAGAAAUUCUUUCUCAAUAUGCUGAUAUUUUUACUACACCAACCACAUUACCUCCUGAACGACUACAGGAUCACCGCAUUCCUUUGGUGUCAGGUGCUACUCCAGUCAACAUAAGACCGUACCGCUAUCCAUAUUUCCAAAAGGCUGAAAUAGAGAAAAUAGUUUCUGAACUACAAGACUCUGGCUUUAUUCGACACAGCAACAGUCCCUACUCUUCUCCAAUAUUAAUGGUACACAAGAAAGAUAAUUCAUGGCGCAUGUGUGUCGAUUAUCGGGCAUUGAAUAAACUCACUGUGAAGGACCGUUUUCCGAUUCCGAUGGUUGAUGAGUUACUAGACGAAUUGCAUGGUGCUGGGGUAUUUACAAAGCUCGAUUUGCGAUCCGGGUAUUACCAGAUUCGAGUUCACCCUGAUGACAUUUCUAAGACAGCCUUCCGCACUCAUGAUGGCCAUUACGAGUUCCUUGUUAUGCCGUUUGGUCUGUCUAAUGCACCAUCAACCUUUCAAGGGCUCAUGAAUUUUAUCUUCAGAGCUUAUUUAUGA